GUGGUUCUAGAAUAUGCUGGAAGCCGCACAGCAACAGAGCGCUUCCUGGAGCUCGUGAUUGGACGGGACGGUUGUUUGUUUGGCCAGCGAUUGGUCGCUGUGUUACAGAUGGACCUCGUGAAACAUACGGGCGGCUGUCACUGCGGGGCUGUUAGAUUUGAAGUAUGGAGUUCACCAGACCUUCAUGUUUUUCACUGCAACUGUAGCAUUUGUACAAAGAAACAAAACCACCAUUUCAUCGUUCCCAAAAAACACUUUACACUUCUACAGGGUGUGGAUAAUCUGACCACGUACACGUUUAACACUCACGUUGCUAAACACACUUUCUGUAAGACAUGUGGCGUUCAGAGUUUCUACAGUCCUCGCUCUAACCCUGACGGAUACGGUGUUGCUGCUCACUGUCUGGAUCCAGGUACUGUGCGCAGUGUCACAGAAGAGAAGUUUGAUGGUGAUAAGUGGGAAGAAAGCAUGCAAGCUCACAAGACCAUCAGGAAUAUGUCGAAACCCGAAUGAAAAAAACGGAAUUGGGGGGAAAAAAAAGAAAGAAUCAAAACUCAAUCAGCAUUGUCAGAAAUAUUCGUGUUUUGAAACGAUUUUCAAAAUAAUACAGUCUGAAUCUUGAAUGUACCUUAAAUAUAACCAGUGUGUUUUACAGUGCUUUGACUAAAAACAAUAA
Molecule: messenger RNA, 676 nt
Organism: Salarias fasciatus (jewelled blenny)
Lineage: Eukaryota; Metazoa; Chordata; Actinopteri; Blenniiformes; Blenniidae
Gene: cenpv
Product: centromere protein V
Exons: 5
Coding region: 109-513 (134 amino acids)
Molecular function (GO): carbon-sulfur lyase activity
Source: RefSeq, a predicted model, not a curated record